UCCCGCGGCCACGGCGGCGGCGGCGGCGGAGGGGGCACGAGCUAGCGCUGCGGCGCGCGCCGAGCCAGAGCGGCCCGGGCCGGGGCGGCGGCAGCCCGAGCGCCGCGCGUACCAUGGCCUCGCAGGGCGAGCCCGGCUACCUGGCGGCGCAAUCGGACCCAGGCUCCAACAGCGAGCGCAGCACCGACUCGCCGGUGGCCGGCUCCGAGGACGAUCUGGUGGCCGCGGCGCCCCUGCACAGCCCCGAGUGGAGCGAGGAGCGCUUCCGCGUGGACAGAAAGAAACUCGAGGCCAUGCUCCAAGCUGCAGCCGAAGGAAAAGGCAGAAGUGGGGAAGACUUUUUUCAAAAGAUCAUGGAAGAAACAAACACGCAGAUUGCAUGGCCGUCCAAGUUAAAGAUUGGAGCCAAAUCCAAGAAAGAUCCCCACAUCAAAGUUUCCGGGAAGAAAGAUGAUGUGAAAGAAGCCAAAGAAAUGAUCAUGUCUGUCUUAGACACAAAAAGCAACCGCGUCACCCUGAAGAUGGACGUCUCCCACACGGAGCACUCACACGUCAUCGGCAAGGGCGGCAAUAAUAUUAAAAAGGUGAUGGAAGAGACAGGCUGCCACAUCCACUUUCCAGAUUCCAACAGGAACAACCAGGCAGAGAAGAGCAACCAGGUGUCUAUAGCAGGACAGCCAGCAGGAGUAGAAUCGGCCAGAUCGAGGAUUCGGGAGCUGCUUCCUUUGGUGCUGAUGUUCGAGUUACCGAUCGCUGGGAUUCUCCAGCCGGUCCCGGAUCCUAACGCCCCUUCCAUCCAGCGCAUCUCACAGACGUACAGCGUUUCUGUGUCGUUUAAGCAGAGGUCCCGGAUGUAUGGUGCUACUGUCAUAGUACGAGGGUCUCAGAAUAACACUAAUGCUGUGAAGGAAGGGACGGCCAUGCUCUUGGAGCACCUUGCGGGAAGCUUGGCCUCCGCCAUCCCCGUGAGCACGCAACUGGACAUUGCAGCCCAGCACCACCUCUUCAUGAUGGGCCGGAAUGGGAGCAACGUCAAACACAUCAUGCAGAGGACAGGGGCGCAGAUCCACUUUCCCGACCCUAGCAAUCCACAGAAGAAAUCCACCGUCUACCUCCAGGGCACCAUCGAGUCUGUCUGCCUGGCAAGGCAGUAUCUCAUGGGGUGUCUUCCUCUUGUGUUGAUGUUUGAUAUGAAGGAAGAAAUUGAAGUCGGCCCUCAGUUCAUUGCACAGCUGAUGGAGCAGCUGGAUGUGUUCAUCAGUAUUAAACCAAAGCCCAAACAGCCAAGCAAGUCUGUGAUUGUGAAAAGUGUUGAGCGAAAUGCCUUAAAUAUGUAUGAAGCAAGGAAAUGUCUCCUCGGACUUGAAAGCAGUGGGGUUUCCAUAGCAACCAGUCUAUCCCCAGCAUCGUGCCCUGCCGGCCUGGCAUGUCCCAGCCUGGAUAUCUUAGCUUCGGCAGGCCUUGGACUCACUGGACUAGGUCUGCUGGGGCCCACCACCUUGUCGCUCAACACUUCAACCACCCCAAACUCACUCCUGAACGCUCUCAACAGUUCAGUCAGUCCUUUGCAAAGUUCAAGUUCUGGUACCCCGAGCCCGACAUUGUGGGCUCCCCCAAUCGCUAACACUGCAAGUGCCACAGGCUUCUCUGCUAUGCCACACCUUGUGAUCCCAUCGACAGCCCAGGCCACCCUAACUAAUAUCUUGCUGUCUGGAGUGCCUGCCUACGGGCACACAGCCCCGUCUCCCCCUCCUGGCUUGACUCCUGUUGAUGUCCAUCUCAACAGCAUGCAGACGGAAGGCAAAAACAUCUCCGCAUCCAUGAACGGACAUGUACAGCCCCCAAACAUGAAAUACGGUACACUGUCUACUUCAUCGCUUGGAGAAAAAGUGCUGAGUGCAAAUCAUGGUGAUCCAUCCAUGCAGACAGCUGGGCCGGAACAGGCUUCUCCGAAGUCAAGCUCUGUGGAAGGCUGCAAUGAUGCCUUUGUUGAGGUGGGCAUGCCUCGAAGCCCUUCCCAUUCCGGGAAUGCUGGCGACUUGAAGCAGAUGCUGGGUCCCUCCAAGGUCUCCUGUGCCAAGCGACAGACGGUCGAGCUACUGCAGGGCACGAAGAACUCGCACCUGCACAGCACUGACAGAUUGCUCUCAGACCCCGAGCUGAGCGCCACAGAAAGUCCUCGCGCUGACAAGAAGGCUCCAGGGAGCGAGCGCGCAGCAGAGCGGGCAGCGGCUGCCCAGCAGACGGAAAGGGCUCGCCUGGCCUCGCAGCCACCGUAUGUCCACAUGCAGGUAAUGCAGGCAUUUGACUACGAGCAGAAGAAACUGUUAGCCACCAAAGCAAUGUUAAAGAAGCCAGUGGUGACUGAGGUCAGAACUCCUACAAAUACCUGGAGUGGCCUGGGGUUCUCAAAGUCCAUGCCGGCAGAAACCAUUAAGGAGCUGAGAAGAGCGAACCAUGUGUCCUAUAAGCCCACAAUGACGACCGCCUACGAGGGCUCCUCUCUGUCCCUCUCGAGGUCCAGCAGCCGUGAGCACCUGGCAAGUGGAAGCGAAUCGGACAACUGGAGAGACCGAAAUGGAAUAGGACCCAUGGGGCACAGCGAAUUCGCGGCACCGAUUGGCAGCCCCAAGCGCAAACAGAACAAAUCGAGAGAGCACUAUCUCAGCAGCAGCAACUACAUGGACUGUAUCUCCUCGCUGACCGGAAGCAAUGGCUGCAACCUGAGCAGCUGCUUCAGGGGCUCCGACCUCCCCGAGCUGUUCAGCAAGCUGGGCCUGGGCAAAUACACAGAUGUCUUCCAGCAGCAAGAGAUUGAUCUUCAGACAUUCCUCACGCUCACAGACCAGGAUCUGAAGGAGCUGGGAAUUACGACCUUUGGUGCCCGGAGGAAAAUGCUGCUGGCAAUCUCAGAGCUGAGUAAAAACCGAAGAAAACUUUUUGAACCACCAAAUGCAUGCACCUCCUUCCUGGAAGGCGGAGCCAGUGGGAGGCUACCCCGCCAGUACCACUCAGAUAUUGCCAGUGUCAGUGGCCGUUGGUAGCGGUACCUUCUGGACACAUACCUGCUAUCCGCAAAGGUGGGCAUGAUCUGUGGACAGUAUUCACUGCACCCAUCCGUCCUUGGCACCCUGAGUGUCUGGUAUCAGGACCAAAGCAUUGAAUUCGCACCUGUACUUCAUGGCAAAAAAAAGAAUGCAAGAGAAGUGUCUCGAGUUCUCAUGUUGCCAUAAAGCACCAAAGGGAGAAUGCUUUUUAAGCUGGCAAUUGGACAGAAUUUGCAAAAAGAGGGUAGGGCUUUGUUUCUUUCUAUUUACCUAUAUUACAUAUGCACUGAUUUUUUUUUUUUUUUUUUUUUUUUGUACCUAAAAUGAAGGAGAAUUUGAUAUCUGGGAUGCCAGUUACUUUGUUUGCUUGAACUGUCUUGGUGUUUGGGGAUUUGAAAAAAAAUAAUCAAAGUAUAAUUUUCUGCUUUAAAAGAAUGACUGAGGUCUUCCAGCACUUUACAUGGCCUAGUAGCUCGUCCUGUGGAAUCUGCUUCUCAUCUUUAUGUUUCUGGGAUUGGUACACUUUUUUUUUCUGGCUCCAUCAAAUGUUUAUUUGAAAUGGUACUGGACUUUAAUUGGUUCCUGGGCAGAAUUUUCUGUGCUGUUGGGAAUUGUGGGCCACUUGGCUCUGGACCAAAUUCUGUUCAUUUGUGUCAGCAUCUUAUGAGCCCUUGGCCAUGACUGCAGUCCACUGGCCAGGUACAAAAGACAGACCAAAUGGACUUUGCAAUACUAGCUCUUUGCAGUUGUCAGAGUUAGCUGCUGUCUGUAUUGCAACGGUGAUCUUAAUGGUUGUCUAAAGGCCAAGGGGCUGGUCUUUUAGUAUACUGCCACUAAAGGACAUUUAUUUAUAUCAAACUUUUUAUUUCUAGAUAUUAUAAGCAUACAGUAGAUAACUGAUGAAAUUGAUAUUUUCUAGAGAUUUAUGGAAGAGAAUGAGUUGCAUUCAUAACUGGAGCCCAGGUUGUCACUUUAUUUAAAAAGACAAGUAACCAUUUGACGAGACAGCAGUGCUGCCAUUAUGAAGAGGCCCCCUCCUUACCCAGUAGCUCCACCCACUGUGGGUCAUGGGACUUUGCCUAAAGUGCCUUCUUCAGUUUGAAGUCCUCAACUCCGAUCAGUGGGGAACAGAGAAAGGGCGCCAGGGACAGCUUAUCCAAGUGCUGAAUUCUGAAAGGGGAGAAAACUGUUUUCUAAAUGGCCGGAUUUAUUGUUACAAUCUUAUACUGUGAAAGUCCAAGGGAACAGAUGGUGUUAUUUUCUAUGUUUGCAGACACGUGGAGGUUUUCAGUCCAAUGAAGAAAACCACUCGAGUGCCUUUCUCUAUUCAGAGCGAUAUUCUUACCAAGUUUAUACUUUUUUUUUUAAACUCCCCCAUAGGGCAUGUUGUCAGUUACCUUUAGUAAUGUGUUCAUGCUUAGUAUGUUAAGGCUCUCCGUGUGACCUAGACCACUCCCACCUGAUCUCCAUAGAGGCGCUGGAGGAAGGCACACAAAGCUGGGCAUCUAUGCAAAUGCCAGGUUAAAAAAAAAAUACUUGCCUAAUGCCCUCCAGGCUAAUUCCGAUCACUAAAGAGUUGAAGGACUUUUUAUCCAUAGAAAGGUUUUCACUUUGAAAACUUUUGGCUACCUGGAGGCAUAGAUGAUGACAGCGAGCUUGGCACAGCAGUAAUAUCCACCUGGUGUCAGUCUCAGACCAACCGCUUCAGGGUACAGACCUGAAUCACUCCCUGUGCAAGUCGAGCAUGGCCAUCCUGUGCCCGUGUGCUCAGGUGACCACCCUAGGCUUAUCGUCACAUACCCAGUGGACCAUCUUGAUGGACUAUUCAGUUCUCUAAAUUUUGGUAUUUCUUUAAUUAAAAAAAAAAUGCUCAUUGGGAGUUUAUUGUGGACUCUGCCAUGCAUUUGCUAGAGGAAGGAGAGGAACCAAUAUUCAAUAUUAAGCUAGUUUAGGCUGUAUGUGUAGUGCUCUGAUUUUACACCAAAGGGAAACUGUCCACUUCAACCCAAUUAAAAAGGGAGGCUAAGAAAGAAAAACAAUAAUUAAAAACACUGGAAGGUUUUUCUCCCUUUUUCCUGGUGCAGAGGAGGGAACAUGACACCGGAGCCUGCAGACACGUUGGUGUUCUGCCAUGCACAGAGUAUUUGGGUUGUUCGGAGCCAUGUUAACUUGGCCUUACUCAUGACUGGUAAUCUGUAAAUAUGGAGCAGAGACAGAUUGUAUUUUGUGGGGGAUUCUUGUCCUUUUAUCCCUUUUUUAAAAAACACAAGAGACGGGAUUAACAUUAAAAGUGGGGAUUUGUUUUCUAAACUAAUCGUUACAUGAGAAAUAAAUUUAUAUAACCCCUUUGUAUUGCUUUCUA
Messenger RNA from Meriones unguiculatus (Mongolian gerbil), 5409 nucleotides. RefSeq names its product BicC family RNA binding protein 1 (gene Bicc1). The transcript is spliced from 21 exons. Bases 114 to 3044 code for a protein of 976 amino acids. Gene Ontology annotation, molecular function: protein binding; RNA binding. Lineage: Eukaryota; Metazoa; Chordata; Mammalia; Rodentia; Muridae. The record is from RefSeq and is a predicted model, not a curated record. Gene Ontology annotation, cellular component: cytoplasm.